Paecilomyces variotii is the source of this 2636-nucleotide messenger RNA. RefSeq lists its product as hypothetical. Lineage: Eukaryota; Fungi; Ascomycota; Eurotiomycetes; Eurotiales; Thermoascaceae. The coding region runs from base 112 to 2556 and encodes 814 amino acids. The transcript is spliced from 4 exons. The record is from RefSeq and is a predicted model, not a curated record.
CCGUAUUUGAAGUCGCCCCCAUGCAAUCAGGUUGCUACGACACAUCUAUCCUCUCUGGAUCUUACCUAGUGUCAACGUCUUAUCCACCCGACUGUCCUGUCGAGUAUCACGAUGAGACUCAGGGAUAGUGUUCGCCCUCCUCAGAGGCUCGAAAGUGAGCUGUUUUAUCAGCCAACUCCGCAACGCUCACUGCGACGCGCCACGACGCCUGCGCGGCCACCUUACAUCGAUUUCAACCCAAAUCUACCGCCCGCAGCCUUUCCAACACUGAGCACUCCGCGUCGUCCAGGGGAGAUACAAUGCCAGUCUCGGGAGAAUGAUCAGAGGAAUAAGGACCGUGAUGGUGAUAUUCAGAUGGAUGAUGCAUCGAGCUCGCCUCAGAGAACACCGUAUCGUCAUGCGGAUAGAGAACUGGAUGAUGAAUUGGAAGGAAUUCCAAUCGAAGAUAUGGAUAACUACCUUGCGAGCAACGGGAUUCAAAACACCGUGUACAACAGAAACAUGGCUAUCAUGGCCGAAUCUGACCAUGAAUCAUCAACAUCAACUGCUGUAGAUGACAUGGACGAGGAUAUGGCAGACAGCGGGGGUGGUAACGAAACAGGAAGACUGGACCUGCAGCCGCUGACUGACCCUGAAUGGGGAGAUCUCUCCCCGAAGCUUCAAGUGGAGAUCAUAGAGAACAUGUUGGAGGAACACUCAUGGCCUAAGAUCAUUUCGAUGCUUGGCUUGACGUUUGAACAGGACGAACAGACUCGGAAUCAUAUCGCCAAUCGCAACAGACAAGUCGAGGAAGAGAAUGCUCAACUGGGAGAAAUGCGAGCGAAACAGCUGGAGGCUCUGAUGCGCAUUGAUAAUACUGCUUUGAGACGAAACAGCCCUCCUCUUCAGCUUGUUUUCCGGAAGACAUCUAUACGGCAUAGGAGAAACCUCAAAGAAGGAACUGAGUCUGACUACUUACUAUGUAAAGCUGGAGAAGUCUUGACUGCACGACGGUUCCUCCAUAAGCGUGGAUUAGAUCCACUAUUCGCAGGCCGAUGGGGAAAUGAAAUGGCAGUGCUGCAGAGCUCUGUUAAUAAAUCAGAGCCGGAUAGAUUGCAUUGGAGAUGUGAUAUGGAAUCGAACUUGCAAACAGUUUCAGCCACGCCGCUCCCAUUUGCACGAAGCCCCCGCAGUGAUCCCGAAGUCGAGUGUUCCCCAAGUCUGCGGACGAACGGUGAUGCCAUUCAGACCCAGGUGGAUUUCAUAAACGGAUUUUCAAUGGAGAGCACUGUCGACCCUUCUGAACUGCGGAUUCGCAAAGGAGAUAUGCUCUCGCCUCCUAAGCAAGCAACGGCUAUUUCCCAACAACCUCCUCCGCGGCAUGGAGUACUGAGACUCAGAAUAGGCGUAGAGCGGGCUGCUAAAAUUCGACAUCUCGAUAUGCUGGCAGCUCAGACAGGCCAAGGGCUUGUGGAUACUGGGAGCACUUCGAGCCAGUGUAUAACACAGCCCAGACCUGGCGGUGAGCGCGAGCAACCUUCGAGGAUGAAUCACAAUACGAGUGUCCCUCAAGGAGCUUCUUCUGAGUUAUCUGAGCAGCCCAUCCUAAGAGCACUGGGAGGCUCUUGGUCGUAUAACUCUAUUGAAGAGAACUCCGAUGUUACGGUUACCUCAUCUGGAGAGGUUAGACAGAGAUUGGAGGCAGCAAGGUCAGAGGCAUGCGAACGUGGGAGGGAAACAGAGACUCCCGCGCAGAGCGAUCAUCAGGUUAGCAUAUCGCGAAGCAGUCCGCUCCAGGCUCCUGCAGACUUUCCAAUUCGGGGACAUUUGCAACGCCCACCGGCACCUUCCCUUGGAGAAGCGUUCUUCGAAUCACGGCCCGAAUUGGUCGCGAAAGCGAAAACUUUCACUAUGAAGAUUCCAGAAAAGGUGAAGCAGGUGCAGUUCGAAGAAAGUAUUGGUGGGUCAAUCGCAUCUUCUAUUUCGAAGCACCGUUUCCCUCUCGAGAACCCUACUGAGGCUAAUAACUCGGACUAUGGGCCAGAGUAUUCGCCUAUCACUCCUCCUGGUCAGAAUAUCCCACCAAAGAUGGACAGCCAGCAAGAACAGGGUGCUAUAGUCGCUUCUGUCCAGAAGCUUGAGUGCAAGGACGCUGAGAUCGAGGAGCAGAAAACCCUCCCCACAGAAAAAACGCAACCGAAAGAGGAUCUUCCUAAAGACGAUGUCGAUCACCACCAAAUGAACAUGCAGAACGAUUCUACCCUUCCCAACGAACCUCAACACUCUCCCCAUCAGCAGGAGAAUGAAUUACGAGAGAAUGGGCGUCCUGGCGAACGGGGGAUGCCUGCAGCUGGUGAUUCAGUAGAGAGUCGGGUCCAGCCACGACCGUUGAGGCUCAUUCUCAGACAUAGAGGACAGCAGAGGCAGAGUCGCCUCCCGAUCGUCCCGCUGAAGUCACGUCUCAGCCCAAAACCAGCAAAAAUCCCCGGAGGAAAUCGGCUCCUGCGACAUCGACAAAACAGGCUUUUACCAAGAAAGACACAAAAAGAGAACCGACGAGACGAAGCGAGAGGUUGAAUGGACCGCCAAAUCAGCGUGUCCUUCGUCAACGAACCUAAUAGUCUUUGCUCUUUAACUUGAAACCGUGAGAUGAAGUU